AAUCCAGGCUAAUGGGGAGUUAGAUGCAGAUGUUGGACAUCGUGUUGGAGUGGCUUGGGCCAAAUGGCGGUUAGCUUCGGGGGUGUUGUGUGAUCCGAAGAUUUCGCCUAGAAUGAAAGGUAAGUUCUAUCGAUCCGUAGUCAGAGCUGCUAUGUUAUAUGGGGCAGAGUGUUGGGCGGUUAAGAAGACUCAUGUGCGUCGUCUGCAUGCGGCGGAGAUGCGGAUGUUACGAUGGAUGUGUUGGAAGACAAGGUUGGAUAGGGUUUCAAACGAAGUUAUCCGACAUCAGGUAGGCAUGGCACCUGUGGAAGAUAAGUUGCGGGAAGCGAGGUUGAGAUGGUUUGGCCAUGUGAGACGGUGGGAUCCUGACGCCCCUGUGGAGCCGGGGGUCUCUUGGAAACAGCCUCCCUACUUCCGAGUAGGGGCAAGGUCUGCGUACACACACCCUCCCCAAACCCUACUGUGGUGGGAUUCACCUGGGUUGUUGUUGUUCGUUAUUGGGUUUGAUGCAAAGCUUCGAUUCCACGGAUCUAGUAGCAUCUCUUGGAAUAGGAAAGGCACUUCUACAUGCAAGAUUUCUUUUUGUUGAGAUAUGAGAUAUCUAUGCUGAGGGAUGGUGCCUAGGAAUGGCGAAUUUGGGUGAAACUCGAGAGUACUGUAUUAGGCCAAAAUUGCUUCUCAGAGAUUUCUUCAUAUUGGCUAGAUUUUACAAAUCUUUUAAAAUCAUGAUAAUGAAAUACAUAAAAAUCU
Molecule: messenger RNA, 750 nt
Organism: Cuscuta campestris
Lineage: Eukaryota; Viridiplantae; Streptophyta; Magnoliopsida; Solanales; Convolvulaceae
Source: the annotation of a GenBank genome assembly